UCGGAGGCUGGGGAGGUCUGGAAGGCCCGGGUGCGGGGUUCCUGAACGGCUUCUCCGGUUACGUUUUGAAAGGGCUGGUUUUCCUCUUCCUGCCUGAAGGCGAGGCCCGUCUGUUAGGGGUCACUGUCUUCCACAUUGGCAGGGGAGACAGCAGGGAAACCCAGGCCCUUAGGACACGCUCGUUUGAUCUCCAGCCUUUUGCAUGCAGCAAGCGUGGUCACCAAAGCCUGUUGAUUGGAAGCCGUCGUUUAUUGGGAACACCGUUGGGAGGGUGUAUUAUUAUAUUAUUGUAUUAUUAUAUUGCUGCUGUCUGUAAACGCAGGUGGCGGGGGAAGGGGGGUGGAUGUGUGUCUGAUUUAACCUGUGGCACCUCAGUGGCAUUUCCUCCAGCAUCGAUGACUGGGUGAGACACGGUGAGAGAUUUCCUGUGGGUGCUCUCAAAAAUUCAGAAACAUCAGAAGCGAAACCGAUGAGUCAUGGAAGUAGUGAAAGCUUGCUGUUGACCAAAAAAAAAAACCAGUUCGCUAACCAAGAGCACUCGAGCCAAAACAUGUAAUGAGGCUCAGGGGUGUGUUGUUAAAACAGCUGAUAUAGUGAGAAGGUAGUGGCUGCUUAUCUUCAAAGUGAUUGGAAAGAAAUUUGGAUCUCUAAUUCAGUGUUGGAAUGGCAUCUGUUUCAGCUCUAACUGAGGAAUUGGAUUCGGUGAACAAUGAGCUACAUGCAGUAGACAUUCAAAUUCAGGAACUUCUGGAGAGGCAACAAGAGCUUACUCAGAAAAAAACCAUCCUAACAAACAGAAUAAAGCAGUGUUUGGAGGAUUCUGAUGCUGGGGGAAGCAAUGAAUGUGAUUCUUCACCUGCCUCUUGGAAUAAAGAAGAUUUUCCAUGGUCUGAUAAAGUUAAAGAUGUUCUGCAAAAUGUCUUUAAACUGGAGAAGUUCAGACUGCUUCAGCUUGAAACUAUUAAUGUAACAAUGUCUGGAAAGGAUGUAUUUCUUGUUAUGCCUACAGGAGGUGGAAAGAGCUUAUGCUACCAGUUACCAGCAUUAUGUUCAGAUGGUUUUACACUUGUGAUUUGCCCAUUGAUUUCUCUUAUGGAAGACCAAUUAAUGGUUUUAAAACAAUUAGAAAUUCCAGCUACCAUGUUAAAUGCUUCUAGUUCUAAGGAGCAUGUGAAAUGGGUUCAUGCUGAAAUGGUAAAUAAAAACUCCAAGCUAAAGCUCAUUUAUGUGACUCCAGAGAAAAUUGCAAAAAGCAAAAUGUUUAUGUCAAGACUAGAGAAAGCCUACGAAGCAAGGAGAUUUACCCGAAUAGCUGUGGAUGAAGUUCACUGCUGCAGUCACUGGGGUCAUGAUUUCAGACCCGAUUAUAAGGCACUUGGUAUCUUAAAGCGCCAGUUCCCGAACACAGCACUGAUUGGGCUGACUGCGACCGCAACCAGUCAUGUUUUGAAGGAUGCUCAAAAAAUACUGUGUGUUGAGAAGUGUUUUACUUUUACAGCUUCUUUUAAUCGGCCAAAUCUUUAUUACGAGGUUCGUCAAAAGCCUUCAAACACUGAAGAUUUUAUUGAGGAUAUUGUAAAGGUCAUUAAUGGGAGAUACAAAGGGCAAUCAGGAAUCAUUUAUUGCUUUUCUCAGAAGGACUCUGAGCAAGUUACAGGUAGUUUACAGAAAUUGGGAAUUCGUGCAGGUGCAUACCAUGCCAACAUGGAACCAGAAGAUAAGACCAAGGUUCACAGAAGAUGGUCAGCCAAUGAAAUUCAGGUAGUGGUGGCAACGGUUGCAUUUGGUAUGGGAAUUGAUAAACCAGAUGUGAGAUUUGUUAUUCAUCAUUCAAUGAGUAAAUCUAUGGAAAAUUAUUACCAGGAGAGUGGACGUGCAGGUAGAGAUGACACGAAAGCGGACUGUAUUUUGUAUUAUGGCUUUGGAGACAUAUUCAGAAUCAGUUCAAUGGUGGUGAUGGAGAAUGUGGGGCAACAAAAGCUUUAUGAGAUGGUGUCAUACUGUCAAAACAUAAGCAAAUGUCGCCGUGUAUUGAUAGCUCAACAUUUUGAUGAAGUAUGGAACUCAGAAGCGUGCAACAAAAUGUGUGAUAAUUGUUGUAAAGACAUUUCAUUUGAAAGAAAGAAUGUAACAGCCUACUGCAGAGAUCUAAUCAAAAUCCUGCAGCAGGCAGAGGAAAUGAAUGAAAAGCUCACUCCACUGAAACUGAUCGAUUCUUGGAUGGGAAGGGGAGCAGCAAAAUUGAGAGUAGCAGGUGUUGUUCCUCCCACACUCCCUCGUGAAGACCUGGAGAAAAUUAUUGCGCACUUUCUUCUACAGCAGUAUCUUAAAGAAGACUACAGUUUUACAGCUUACGCUACCAUUUCCUAUUUGAAAACCGGACCUAAAGCUCACCUUCUGAACAACGAGGCACAUGUUAUUACUAUGCAAGUAAAGAAGUCCACGCAGACCUAUUUCAGGAUUGAAUCAUCUCAAACUUGUCAUUCUGAAGGAUCUGAUAAAAAGAAGGAAGGAAAAAAUUCGGGCAACUUCCAGAAGAAAUCUGCAAACAUACUUCAGCAAUCUGAUACUAAGAAUACAGGGGCUAAGAAAAGAAAAAUUGAUGAUGCAUGAGAUGAAUGUUUCUAAAUUUUCCAAGAAAACAGUUUUAUGCAUGCAUGUACCAUUAUUUUUAUAGCUUAAAUUUUAAGACACUUUCAUUAAUAUUUUAUAUAUGUGAAGCUAUAUUUUAAGAACUUCUCUCUAAGUAUUGAAGACUUGAGAAUUUGAGAACUUUUGACAAUUUAAGAGCAUGAAUUGCAUACAUUUACAGUGUGAAAUGAGGGGAAAAAUAAAUUUUUAAUGCAAAACCCUUUAAAAGUAAAAUAGUUAAGGGAGUAAGUUCACAUAACUAUCUUAAGCUCUUUAUGCCUUGUAAUUUUUUUUUGACAGAACUAUCUUUUGACAGCAGUGUUGUUGUACUGAGAAUUUUACAUAGGCUCAUCACA
Molecule: messenger RNA, 2987 nt
Organism: Myotis davidii
Lineage: Eukaryota; Metazoa; Chordata; Mammalia; Chiroptera; Vespertilionidae
Gene: RECQL
Product: RecQ like helicase
Exons: 15
Coding region: 664-2613 (649 amino acids)
Biological process (GO): double-strand break repair via homologous recombination
Cellular component (GO): cytoplasm; chromosome
Molecular function (GO): ATP binding; nucleic acid binding; 3'-5' DNA helicase activity
Source: RefSeq, a predicted model, not a curated record